This is a messenger RNA of Vanessa atalanta (red admiral), 2238 nucleotides long. It is a transcript of the gene RIOK1, whose product is annotated as serine/threonine-protein kinase RIO1. The record is from RefSeq and is a predicted model, not a curated record. The coding region runs from base 137 to 1714 and encodes 525 amino acids. Gene Ontology annotation, biological process: maturation of SSU-rRNA. Gene Ontology annotation, molecular function: protein serine/threonine kinase activity; ATP binding. NCBI's taxonomy places the organism in Eukaryota, Metazoa, Arthropoda, Insecta, Lepidoptera, Nymphalidae. The transcript is spliced from 4 exons. Gene Ontology annotation, cellular component: cytosol; preribosome, small subunit precursor.
CAUCGAAACUUCGAAAGUUAUUGCAUUGUUUUGAAAUAACUUCAUGAACGAAAAAACUAUUUGUUUAAACGUUCUAUAUGAUAUAUCAAUAAAUAAUUUAUAGUUUGAUGUUCUAUAAUUACGUUUCUUUACAAAAAUGUCUGACGGUCAAUUCAGUGACUAUGAAGAAGAUAUUAUAUCAAAGACUGUUAAAACAGUACGGUUCGCAGAGGAACCAGAAAUUAAGCAAAUAAGUAGUGAAGAUGAUAAAGAUGAACUUGACUCUGACGAUUAUUUCUAUGAUUCGGACGAUGAUACAAAUGACACGAAGAAGAGGGAUCAUUUUAAUCAACAAAAUCCAAGUACAAAAGUUAUAUCAUACCAGCCCAGUGAAAAACUUUUCAAAAAAUAUGUCAAUAAAAUAAAUGUGGAUAAAUAUGAGCCAAUGAAUGAACGCACUCAAAAGUUCAUGGAACUUAACGAUCGAAAAUACGACAACGAUCGAGUAAGAAUAAAAGACAAACAUGACAGAGCAACUGCCGAACAGGUCAUGGAUCCUCGGACAAAAAUGAUUUUAUUUAAACUGCUCAAUAGAGGUAUUAUAAACGAAAUUAAUGGAUGCAUUUCUACAGGCAAAGAGGCUAAUGUCUACCAUGCAACUUCAAAAGAUGGUAGAGAUUUUGCUGUUAAAAUUUUUAAAACAUCUAUAUUAGUAUUUAAAGAUAGAGAUAAGUAUGUAUCUGGAGAAUAUCGCUUCAGGAAUGGAUAUUGCAGGUCGAAUCCUCGUAAAAUGGUAAAAACUUGGGCAGAAAAAGAAAUGAGGAACCUUGUGAGGCUGUACAAUGCAAAAUUGAAUGUACCAGAACCAAUUAUUUUAAGGAGCCAUGUAUUAGUUAUGACAUUCAUGGGUGAAAAUGGCUGGCCAUCACCUAAAUUGAAAGAUGUAGAAAUAUCACAGUCAACAGCACGGUCUUUAUACCGGGAAUGCAUCACAAUGAUGUGGAAAAUGUUUAAUAUUUGUAAAUUGGUUCAUGCCGACUUAUCAGAAUUUAAUUUGCUUUACCAUAAUGGUAAUGUUGUUGUUAUAGAUGUAUCACAAUCAGUGGAACAUGAUCAUCCCCACGCCUUUGAAUUUUUGAGAAAAGAUUGUACUAAUAUUUCUGACUUCUUUAGGAAAAAGGGUGUAGCAACAUUGACUGUGAAGGAAUUGUUCGAUUUUAUAACAGAUACAUCUAUUAAUGAAAAUAAUUUAGAGGAAUGCCUAGAAAAACUUUCAGAGAAAGUAGCAUCGAGAGAUUUUGAAGAAAUGACAGCUCAAGAACAAAUCGAAGAAGAGGCAUUUAAAAAUGUUUAUAUUCCAAAAAGGCUAACUGAGGUAAUCAAUUAUGAAAGGGAUAUUACCAAAGCAAAGAAAGGAGAAACAGCUGACUUAAUAUACAAGAAAAUAGCAGGUUUCAAUGAAGAUUUUACUGGAACUGUGAACAAACCAGAUAUUUUGCAAGAUGAUGAAUUAUCUGGUACUGGUUCAGAAUAUAGUUCAGAUGAUGAUGACAAUGAUGAAGACGAUGAUGAUGCUAAAACGAAAUUCAAAAACAGCGCUCGACCAAGGGACGAGUCACCAAACAGUAAGAAAGCAAGAAAGAAGGCUGUUAAAGAAGAGAAGGCUGAGAAAAGAAAAACUAAAACCAAGAAACACAUUAAAAAGAAAAGGGACAAAGGUGCUUGUAAGAAAUAACGAAAAUAUUGCAAUAUAUAUGUAUAUGAAUAAAAAUAUCUACAAAUCAAUAGUCUUCCUAACUGGUAACAUACAUUUGUUUUAACUCAUGUCCGGCCGCUGAGAGAAUGAUUUUCUAACACACAAUUGUCAGUGUGAUCUAAUGGAUGGCGUAACUUUGAAAACAAAGGAUAUCAUUGAAAGCUAUAUAAUUAUGUCAACAUACAAUAUAUGUUUUGGUUUUGCAAUAAAUUUAAUUUUAAUGAAAUAAGAAAACAAUUAUAUAUUUUUUAGAUCCAUUGCUGGAUUACAAGAUUAUAUCAACUGUUGAUUUUUGUAAUGUAUCACUCCUGUGUCAUGAAUCGUAACAAAUAGACAGACACGCAAAAAACCAUUAUUUUUCAACUUUACAUCAGCAAUGAACCUCAGUCAGUCAAAUUAAUAAUUGAUCGUAUAUAGAUAAAUGUGAAGUAUGUACCUUUAUAAUUUAUCAUCAUUACAUAGUAUAAAACAAAGUCGCUUACCGCUGUCUGUCCCUGUGUAUG